GAAUUAAACCAGUGAACCCAUUUGUCUUUAUCCCUGCUCCAACCAACUAGUUUUCUCCUUCCUGGCGCUUCUCUUAUCCUAUAAUUUUGCUACCUUUUGGGGAAGGAAAUACAAGUAAAACUAUAAAAACCUUCGAUGGCAGUGAGCUCACUCUCCAUAAACUUGUGGCAUCCCUUCGAAUACUCUCGCACCGGAAGGUCUCCACGUCUCAAACUCAAGCAUGUCCUCUUCGCUCCCACGAAACGCCGCCUUCGCGUUUCGGCCGUUUCGACGCCGCCCAAAGCCCGUUUCGUCGCCCGUCGGACCCAGUCCGUCCCGGUUCCCCAGCUCGAACGGCCUCUAAGUGAAUAUAUGAGCUUGCCGGCGAGUCAGUACUCGGUUUUGGACGCGGAGAGGAUAGAGAGAGUGGACGACAACACGUUCAGGUGCUAUGUGUAUAGAUUCAAGUUCUUUGCUUUCGAGGUCUGCCCUGUUCUUCUUGUUAGAGUCGAAGAGCAGCCCAAUGGCUGUUGCAUUAAGCUCUUGUCCUGCAAGCUUGACGGGUCACCCAUUGUGGUUGCGCAGAAUGACAAGUUUGACGCUUAUAUGGUGAACCAAAUAUCGUGUGGAAGCAACAAAAGCAGUUCAUCACUGCAACAACUCAGUUCAGAAACUGUCAUUGAGGUCAGUAUUGAGAUUCCUUUUGCAUUUCGAGCAAUUCCAGCGCAAGCUAUUGAAUCUUCUGGGACCCAAGUCCUUGAACAAAUACUAAGAAUUAUGCUUCCUCGAUUUUUAGCGCAGCUUGUGAAGGACUAUCAAGCAUGGGCCUCUGGUGAUAGAUCAAGACAGCCUCUUGGAACUGGCGAGAUAUGAAAAUGCAGAUGAUGUUGCUUGCUGCUUGCGAGUCCUUUGGGUUCUUGGGUUGAGCCAUUACAUGUUACACUGUUGUGCUAUAGGCAGUGGGAUCAUGCCUACACACACUUGGUUGCUAUUACUCAGUAGCUUAGUUGGUUCUAGGAGGGAAAAGAAAGAUGAAGAUAUUAUAUGUAAGAUAUUUUCAAAGAUAUUAUGUGUAAUAUAUAAAUUUUCCUGAUUGGGCUUGCUAAUGUUAUGUGUAAUAUAUUUCUUUUGGAAUGA
Molecule: messenger RNA, 1116 nt
Organism: Rosa rugosa (rugosa rose)
Lineage: Eukaryota; Viridiplantae; Streptophyta; Magnoliopsida; Rosales; Rosaceae
Exons: 6
Coding region: 136-852 (238 amino acids)
Source: RefSeq, a predicted model, not a curated record